Ipomoea nil (Japanese morning glory) is the source of this 1337-nucleotide messenger RNA. RefSeq lists its product as uncharacterized. Bases 177 to 1157 code for a protein of 326 amino acids. The record is from RefSeq and is a predicted model, not a curated record. The transcript has 2 exons. Lineage: Eukaryota; Viridiplantae; Streptophyta; Magnoliopsida; Solanales; Convolvulaceae.
AUAUCUUGGUCUCAAGUAAGGGUGACCACCAAAUGGCAAAUGGCAAAUGGCAAAUAGCAAUGCAUUAAAGCCAUAUAUCCAACUCAACUUACUAUCAACUUCUCUCCAUUUCUCCUUUUUCUCUUAGCCAAAUUGGAAAAGAGAACUUAAUUCCCACUUCUCUCACUCUCAAAGCAAUGUUCCACUCCUCUGUUUUCUUUCUCUCCUUCACUUUCCUUUCACUUGCCAGCUUAUGCAUACCGGUUUCGAUUGCCAAUCCGGAUUUGCCCGAUCCAGAACCCGUUUCAUUUUCCACCCCAUCAACGCCCGCAACGAUUCCGGCGUUCCCGGAGCAGUCCAACACCGCCGCCUGCCCGCUGGACCUCACGGAGGAGCUCUUCCGCGGGAUCAAAUCCGCCUGCGGGUCGAAUGAUUAUUCGGGUCCUCUCCACCGGACCCGGUGCUGCCCGGUACUCGCGGCCUGGCUCUACUCCGCCUAUUCAACAACUGCCCUCCAAAGGGCCACCUCCAAGAUCCCUCGAACGACGACGUUUGACAUGCCGGUGCUCCCGGAUGACUCCGAGACCUGCGUGGAUUCUCUGGAGAAGGCUCUGGGGAAUAAAGGCAUUGAAUUGGUGAAGCCCAACCAGACCUGUGACGUAGUUUACUGCUACUGUGGCAUUAGGCUUCACCCUUUGAGCUGCCCGGAAGCUUUCUCCAUGAAUUCCCAUGGCGAAUUGGUGGGCCAUCAGAGUGUGAAGAGACUGGAAACUGAUUGCUUCAGUUCUUCUGCAAAUGGGUAUUCUAGCCUUGCCAGUUGCUCCAAGUGCUUGAAUAGCUUGUAUCUGCUUAGCAAGUCUGAAACGAGAAGCACAAGCAAAUCAGACGAAAGAGGAAGCAAAAUGCGCAGCAGAGAUUGCCAGCUGAUGGGUCUAACAUGGCUUCUCAACAAAAAUCGAGCUCGUUAUAUUCACACAGUCUCUGCAGUUCUGAGGGCGCUGAUGAUGAGCACCAACGGCUCUGAUCCCUUGUCGUGCACCCUCAACAGCGACGGUAUGCCUCUUGCGGUUGACUCCUCAGAAUUUUACGAUCAAUCUUCAUCAUUCACUCUGCAAAUAUCACAUUACACCUAUAUUAUUGUACCUCUUCUUCUGCUAUAUAUUAGCAAAUCACCAUGACUAGCUAGCUAGCAGUACUACCUCUUGCUUCUUCCUCUACAGCAACGUACUACGGUGAUCGAAUUUGUUUCUAUUACAUUAUAUUGUUUAUUCUUGUUAGUGAGAUUGUAAUCAUGCAACAAUAUAAUUGUAGAUCUGCCAUUGAACCAAAGUUGCACUUUUACAAUGCUUUUUCUUUUA